UGGCAAGGGGUGACUCAUAUGGGGAUCUAUAAAACCGAAAGUGAUCAACUCUAAAACUACUUUCAUUUUCAAAUAGAAACCUUCUACAAUAUAUGACUGACUUUACCCAGUUAAUCUCUGAACUUCCCGACGAUCUGGCACUCGAGUGCUUGACUCGUUUUCACUACUCAACUCACCGAGUCUCUGCUCGAGUUUGCCGAUCAUGGAGACUUCUCUUCCAAAGCCCACAGUUCUACUAUCACAGGAAGCUCGCUGGUCAUACCCGUAAAGUAGCCUGCUUGGUCCAGGUACUCCCGGGUCGACCCGAAAGUCGACCCGAAUCGGACGGCCUCAAACAGGCGCCUCCACCUGCUUACGGCGUCUCGAUAUUUGACCCCGUGAGUGGCGAGUGGGACUGGGUCGAUCCGGUUCCGAAAUACCCACGUGGGUUACCCUUGUUCUGCCAGGUAUCGAGCUCGGAGGGGAAGCUCGUGGUCAUGGGAGGUUGGGACCCGGCGAGUUACGAACCGGUUAAGGACGUGUUUGUCUACGAUUUCACCUCUCGGGAGUGGAGGCAAGGGAAGGACAUGCCGGAAGCACGGUCGUUCUUCGCCGCUGGUGAAAUGGACGGUAGGAUAUUCGUCUCCGGAGGCCACGAUGAGAGCAAAAACGCGAUGUGUACGGCGUGCGUUUACGACGUAGGGAAGGAUGAGUGGACCGAGUUGAAUCACAUGAGUCAGGAGCGAGACGAAUGCGAAGGGCUGGUAAUCGGUUCCAAGUUCUGGGUUGUAAGCGGGUACCGAACCGAGAGCCAAGGUAACUUCGAAGCCAGUGCUGAGUGGUACGAUCCGGAGUCGGGGGAGUGGCGGCGAGUCGAGAACGUUUGGAAGACGACUCGGUGUCCGAGAUCAAAUAUUGGGGUGGGAAAAGAUGGGAAGUUGAUUUGCUGGGCUGAUUCUGUGUCGGAAGUCCGGGUCGGGGCGUGCGGAAUCGAGCUGGGCGGGCAGACUUAUGUAUCCGGAUCGGGUUGUCAAGGAGGGCCACAAGAGUUCUUUCUGGUUGAAAGGCAAAAUGGUAAAAUGAACAGGAUUGAGGUUCCUCAGGAGUUCCUGGGGUUCGUACAAUCAGGCUGCUGCGUGGAGGUUUGAUUAUAUAUCGAAUAUUAAAUAUGUAAAAUAUGAGUCCUUUUUGAUCGCGUGUUGUUGCUUUCCCAAAAAAGAAAGAAGAAUGCUAUAUGUAAUCUGUAAAUGGAAUAUUAGAGUUGUAUCUCUGUUGAACUUUUUUUUAUCAUCAGAAGCUAAAAAGAUGUUACCAUAUCAUGAAAUUCCACUUUUUUUCUUUCUUUCUAA
Molecule: messenger RNA, 1328 nt
Organism: Humulus lupulus (European hop)
Lineage: Eukaryota; Viridiplantae; Streptophyta; Magnoliopsida; Rosales; Cannabaceae
Product: F-box/kelch-repeat protein At2g44130-like
Exons: 1
Coding region: 93-1127 (344 amino acids)
Biological process (GO): regulation of phenylpropanoid metabolic process; negative regulation of cytokinin-activated signaling pathway
Molecular function (GO): protein binding
Source: RefSeq, a predicted model, not a curated record